AUGAUGCUUGAAGGAGAGAGCAGGAAGAAAAGGUGGAGCUCGUGUGAGAAAAAGCUAGUCUCAACCGGUUGCCAAGACCCACAGGAAGCGCGCAAAGAUGAGGAGCCCAAUGGCAACGAAGAUGUUUCGUCCAAGGUCGGUACUGAAGAAGGACGGAGGAAGCGGAAGAGUGAAGAUCAAGCCGGAGAAACGUCGACAGGAACGAAAAGUUUCCGAAUGGAUUGUGCCGUAGAAGGAGAGAGCAGGAAGAAAAGGUGGAGCUCGUGUGAGAAAAAGCUAGUCUCAACCGGUUGCCAAGACCCACAGGAAGCGCGCAAAGAUGAGGAACCCAAUAAUGGCAACGAAGAUGUUUCGUCCAAGGUUGCGAUGGUAAAUCGAACCCUGAUGGCCGGGAGCGACCUCUUGUCUCCACCGGUGGCAUCAUCAUCAUCACCAUCCGCCUGCAUCUCCUCGUCUUCCUCCUCGGCAACAACCAUCAUCACUGCGUCGUCUUCGGCGUCACCUUUCUCUCGUCGUCCAGAGUCUGCCGGUCCUCAAGUACCUUCUUCUGCUUCUUCCUCGUUGUCGUCUUCAUCUUCCUCAUCGUCAAGCGCCACGACUGCUUGCUCGUCUUUCGCCAACCUCCGCUACGAGUCUGGCCAAUUUUGGUCGGCGCCGAAUUCCGUGUCGGCCGAGUUCUCGCCGCCGCCGCUCGUCUACGACGCCCCCGAAACCAACACGGAGCCCGUUGGAGAGGAUGACGAGGACCAGGAAGUGGCGGACGUCAUGGCGGCGGUGGUGGUUGCUGUGGCGUCCGAGACGCAGUCUGAACCGCGUGAAGAAGAACUCUGUGAAGAUGAGGACGACCAAUUGCGAGGAGGAGGAGGAGGAGAAGAGGAAGAAGAAGAAGAAAAGCAGCAUGACUCGCCCGAAGAGAAGGAUCAAGGGACGCAGUCGGAAGAGCUUGAACGAGAAGUUUCUGAAGAAGAGGAAGAAGAACGAGAAGAAACUGUGAAGCCUCGCGAUGGGAAGCGGAGUUCUCCUGAGCAGAAGAUUAAACGCAAACCUGCCGAAAAGAAUACAUUGUCGGAGACGCAAAAGCCGAUCAGCAUCACGACGGACCCGGCCAAGCUUGGCCCAGUUUCCGUGACGGUGACGAGUGCGCCACUGGAGGCGGCAGUGGGUGCGCUGUCUGGCGCCGGCGCCGUGCCAGUGUCGCACGUGACAUCUCCCAACGUGCUCAUUGCGGACAAUGUGCAGUCUUUGCCGCCGUUGACGGUGCCUCUGGUGACUGGCGGAUUCCCGGGUGUCAACUCUGGCCCGCCGGUCUUGCAGCUCGUCAACACUCUGGCUGGCCCGAUGCUCGUGCCGUCGUCGGACGCGUUUGCCGGUCAACGAAUUCUGACCCAGACGAUGCAGCAAAAGUCGGAUCAAGUGCCGAUCCAACCUGGCCCGUCGUCGCAGCAGCCCGGAGAGGCCAUUCACCACCAGCAGCAACAGCAGCAGCCCCUCAACUUCCUGCAGACCUUUUCCAUGCAGCCGACUUUCGUGGCAGCGACACCUAUGAUGGACUUUGCCCGCGUCACGUACACCAACUCGACCCACGGCGUCCUGCCCACUGGCCCGAACCAGCCCGUCAUCCAGACCCUCACCAACGGGGGACUGGGCCAGAAGUUUGUCCUGCAACCCGGGAUGCGACCCAUUUUGCAGGGUGGUCAACAGCACCAGGGCUUGUUCCAGUCCCAGUCGGACGGCGCCGUUUAUGUUGCCGUCUCCACGGCGUCCCAUAUACAGGUGCAGAGCAGCCCGUUGUCGUCGCCGGCGAAUGUCAAGUCCAAGGCGUCAAAAAAUACCUGAACCUCUCUUUCUUUUUCUUUUUUUCUCUUCGUUUGCACACUUAAUUUUAUAUUGUUUGUGAUUCAGGAUGUGUUUUGUUUUCCUAUAGCUUCUUACUGUCUGCAUUGUUGCCAAAAUCGCGUUGGAAUCUUUUUCUAAAGAAUUUUUGCUUCAACUUGAACGUCUUUUAAGAGGGCUUCUGCUUUUCGCAAGUUUCCGUCGUUUUUUUUUCUUUGAUGGAUCAAUAUGGUUAUUUUUUCGGGAUUGUUGGCAAAGUUUUUGAGGAAAUCUUCCCCGGCUUUAACUGACCUAGCAGCUACUGGAGGACUCAAUCUUUUCGCGACGUUCACGUUGCCUUUUUUAGGAUGCAGUUUUUACCAUCAUAAUUGCGGAAAUCGAUUUGCUGCAAUUUUGAAAGAUAAUUUUUUCCUUCAACCUAAGAGGUCUCAAAUGAAUAGUUCUGUAUCUCCAUACGGCAGUGAUCCUUUGGAUGGUUCUUCAUUUGGCCGAUUCAAUGACGUAAUUUUUUUUUUCUUCAGAAAUUUGGCCUAUAUACCUGAGAUUAUUUGAAACCUUGAAAGAAUAUAUUGAAAAUGUUGAUAGUUUGGAUAUCUAAAAGUAUGGUAAUGCUUUUUAAAGCCUCUGCGUGUAAUGAAUUACGCUAUUCUUCAAUUACCGUCGAUUCCUUUGCAGAAAUUUUUAUGAACUGUUUUUGUUUCAAUUGAAACCUCUCAGUUUGUGCAAAAUACUAUGGUAUGUUGAAUUUUGUUUUUAAGAAUUGCAUUUUGAGAAGAAAUCUCAAAAUUCUCUUUCUUGAUUAUUUUCCAAUUUGUAUGCUGAGAAGUGAAAUGAUUUACUAAUAGGCAUUUCGGCGAUGAAAUUGUUCUGCAGUUUUUCAGCAAAAGUAUUUGCUAAUUUUUUUCAACGAGUUGUUGGAAAUUUAUGAGAAUUUUUUCGGGGUUUCAGUAUUAAUUAUAGAUCAUGCAAAAUCUUUGGGGAAUGGGAAACCCGUGACAGAUCAUCCCAGAAUUCUCGCAAACUUUUUGGGAGAUGGACUGAGUUAUGUUUUAAAAUUUUUGGGGGUGUGUCACCAAUUCAUGGAUGUCUUUGCUUCUUUUAAAAUAUUCCGAGUUAUUAUAUCUGCGCAAAAGUGAAAGAUUUUCAGCGCUAUGUUAACCUAUACUCUUGUGACGCGUUUUUUAUAUCUUUGCGAUAUCAUGCGACCGUUUUUCCAAUUUUUUUCCGAGAAUUUUGGAAAAUGUGGAAGAGAGAAAUUGAAAAUUUCUGAGAGGCAUUUUUCGUUUUGCCACCAUUUUGUGAGAACUUGGAAUGAAUGAGAACCUCCCUCCCUUUUCUCAAUCGGAUUUCAACUCUACUGACUAUACAUCAUCGUGAAGAGCUUUUUUUUAAAAUAAAAAUACAACAUACGCGAUUUCCUCGAGAACAAGUACAGUAUGUUUGGAAUCUUCCCGCCUCGUUGUGCCAGAUUUUUUUCUUUUUCCAAAACUUCGUUCAUUCUUCGAGUGUGUCAAUGAUGUGGGGUGUGAAGAGGCGGGUUAGAGUUUAUUUUUUUACGGAACGGAAGCAAACCCGGGAUCGGACAUGUUGUAUUUGAAUGUGAGACGGGGAGGAAAAGAGAUCGAAAAAAAACUAGUGGACUUUUUUUGUUUGUUUUAGCCCGGUUUUAAGAAGCGCGAGGUUGGAAUUCGUAAGUCACCGGUUUUGUUUUUUUGAGCCUAGAUGUCGCUCGAAGAAUCCCGUUCGGUGUGUUUUUUUUGUUUUUCUAUUCGAUCAAACAUAGUUACCCAAAUGAGAAAGUAAACAAGUACUAAUCGUCACCGUAUAUGGUUAUAGUAUAUGCACUUUAAGUCCCUGUGACAAGUUUUGUUUUUUUGUUCGAGAAAAACCGUCCGAAUUUACGGGAAACGUUGGAGUUACGCGAGCAUUUGUGUUUGUUUGUUUGUUUUCUUCGUCUAUGUAUUGGGAGGGUGAGAAAAGAACCUCUUUUUGGAAGGUGUGUCAGCCAAGAGAAAUGUUGUUUUGUUUGUUUGCUUGUUUGUCCGAAUGUUCCCGGGGAAUGGAUGCGAUUUUGUCCUUUUUUGUACUCGAGGAGGGAUUUGAUGUGGUGGCGCACCGGACGAGCAUUUUUUGUGUUUGCGUUUGAUUGUUUUUUUCCUAUUUGCCCUGAUCGAUGUACGUUGAUAGCCCAAAGAACGAGUCAGGUUCUUACUCGCUAGUUGGUAGACGACACAGUCGAGCGAAAUUUUCAGAGUUUAAUUGUACAGAGAUAUUAUUUGGAGUAAUAAAAAGGGAACGUUUUACCGGCUGGUCACACUGACGAAAAAAAAAACAACGGGAC
This is a messenger RNA of Notodromas monacha, 4174 nucleotides long. Lineage: Eukaryota; Metazoa; Arthropoda; Ostracoda; Podocopida; Cyprididae. The record is from the annotation of a GenBank genome assembly.